AUGGAUAACUAUGUCACAAGAUCGACAAUUGGGUAUCCAAGUUCUAGCUCUACCAAUCCAUCUACUGCUUCAACCAUAGCUCCGAAAAUUCAAAAGAAAAUAUUUAUUUCAGAUGUUGAUUUAGAAUCUCUUGAAGCUGAUCCGGAAAUUAGAAAGCCCAUUGCAGAGUAUAAUCCUAAUAUACGUGAUGAUAUUAGGAGAUAUUAUAUUCUUAAAAAGCCUUGCAAACCUAAGGAUCAUAAAUUUCCUAAAACUAAGUUUGGGAAGGUAAUGCGGCAGUUCUUUCCUAAUUGGUUUAAGGAUCGCAAGUGGUUGGAGUAUAGCAUAACAAAAGAUGUUGCAUUCUGCUUGUGUUGCUACUUGUUUAAAAAUGAAUAUGAAAGUCGUGGAGAUGUGGUUGAUGCUGCUUUUACGAAGACCGGCUUUAGAGCUUGGAACAAAGCUACAGAAAGAUUUAGAGCUCAUGUUGGAGAUGUAAAUAGCAUCCACAACAAGUGUUUCAACAAGAUGCUUGAUUUUAUGAAUCAAUCACAAUCAAUACGCACUUCAUUUGAUAAAAAAUCCAAGAAAGAAAAAAGUGAGUCUCGACGUCGCUUGAGUGCUUCAGUUGAUGUGACAAGAUUUCUCUUGAAAUUAGGAUUAUCAUUUCGUGGACAUGAUGAGAGUCGAUCUUCUUCAAAUAGAGGCAUUUUUCUUGAACUUUUGCAAUGGGAUUUACUUCGGAAGCACCAAGCUGAACAGUUAGAGGAGUUGCUCAUAUCAGGAGAAGUGCAUACUGGGCGAGGAUUCAAUCAAGAACAUGGACUUCAACGACCAGUUAUUCAUGUGCUUGAAUUUACUGGAUGCGAGUGUCCAAACUAUACUAAUAGACUUCUUGCUAAAACUCUUGUGGAUACGAUUAAGAAAUUUGAUUUUGCCUUUAUGCUGCACUUAAUGUGGAAAGUUCUUAUGAUGACAAAUGAAUUGAGCUCCUCAUUACAAAGGAUGGAUCAAGAUAUUGUCAAUGCUAUGGGAUUUCUUGCUCUUACAAAGCAAAGAUUACAAAAUAUGAGGGAUAAUGAAUUCGAAUCAUUAAUGGAUGAUGUCUCUUCUUUUUGUGAUAAACAUGAUAUAGUCAUUCCGGAGAUGAAUGCUAGCUACUUUCCUGGAAAGUCAAAGCUUAAAGCUCUUGAUGUUACAUAUUCUCAUCAUUUGCGUGUUGAAAUAUUUUAUGUUGUUAUUGAUUUGCAUCUUCGAGAGCUUAAUAAUCGUUUUGAUGUUGUGAGUACUGACUUACUUCUCGGUAUGGCUAGUUUGAAUCCAGUUAAUUCAUUCGGUAGUUUUGAUAAAGGCAAGCUAAUGAGUUUUCAGCUUGAUAGCUUUAUAGUUUAUGCUCGUGGUUCUGACGAGAGGUUCUUCAACUUGAAGGGAAUUAGUGAUCUUGCUAAAGUAUUGAUCAAGUCAGAUCUACAUCAAACUUGGCCACUUGUUUAUUUGCUUAUCAAGUUAACUCUCAUUCUUCCCGUUGCUACUGCUUCUGUGGAACGAGCUUUCUCAUCCAUGAAGUACAUUAAAAAUGAACUCUGUAAUAGUAUUGGUGAUGAAUUUUUGAAUGGUUGUUUAGUUUGCUAUGUAGAGCGUAAGAUAUUUGCAAAUAUGAUUUUAACGUAA
This is a messenger RNA of Solanum pennellii, 1650 nucleotides long. RefSeq names its product zinc finger MYM-type protein 1-like. The coding region runs from base 1 to 1650 and encodes 549 amino acids. The transcript has 5 exons. The record is from RefSeq and is a predicted model, not a curated record. NCBI's taxonomy places the organism in Eukaryota, Viridiplantae, Streptophyta, Magnoliopsida, Solanales, Solanaceae.